CUUCCGGUUUUUCCGGCGGCUCCGGGGCCCGCGGUGGCCUAGCCCGGGCGGCGAGUAGUCGUGGGCCUGUUGGCUGCGUGGCGCCCGCUGUUCCGGGAUCAGCUCCUGCUGGUCAGCAACACUCGGGGCUGCGGGACGCUGACGGCAGCGGGGGACGGGGUGCGCCAGGCCUGGGAGCCAAGGCUGGCCGAGGACGCCUCCGGGCCGCCACGACCGAUCGACCUGCGCCGCACUGUGUCUAAAGAUCUAUGCCCCUCAAAUUUCUAUGCAUGAUGUCAUGAAAUGUGUGACAGGACCUCAAGGCAAAGAUAUGAUGCAUGAAAACACCAUGAUGACAAAUCAUCUUUCCCCUCCACAUUUAUCCCUUGGAUUCUGGUUGAAGAACAUCGCUUAGAGAAUCCAGCUGAACUCUUAGACACUGUGUGUCAUCUAUACCAGCUCUGGCCACUCAGGCAAGAUGGCUUUAGUCACAGCUUGGGCUCCUUUGGCAUCUCUGCUGCUCCUCCUGCUCCUGGUGCCUGGCGUGCCCAGCCAGUCCAGGAGUCGCUGUCACCCCCAACUCCACCGAAAGUUCCCACUCACAAAGCCUGUCUGUACCCAGCCUGUAUACAAUUGGUGCUCCUCCUGUGACUCUGCCAGGCGUUGCCAGACGAGAACUGAGUGUCUUGCUUUGUGGAGACCUCAGCCAGUCUCCCCUGUCUCUGUGAAACUCUUCUAUGAGGCCCUGUGUCCUUCCAGCCGGUUCUUCACUUCAAUGGUGCUCUUCCCUACCUGGGCUUUGCUGGGUGACGAUGUCAUGAAUAUCACCCUUGUGCCUUUUGGCAAUGCUAAGGAGACCCAAGUGAAUGGGACCUGGGAGUUUACCUGUCAGCAUGGGGAGCUGGAGUGUGAACUCAACAUGGUUCAGACCUGUGUGUUGUACCUCCUUGGGAGAGAGUUUCCUAAUGCCUUUGCUGUGGUCAACUGUAUGAUGUCAGCUGCUAAUCCAAAGAACUCACUGAAGCCCUGUCUGAAGAUCUAUGCCCCUCAAAUUUCUAUGCAUGAUGUCAUGAAAUGUGUGACAGGACCUCAAGGCAAAGAAAUGAUGCAUGAAAACGCCAUGAUGACAAAUCAUCUUUCCCCUCCACAUACAUUUAUCCCUUGGAUUCUGGUUGAAGAAAGUCGCUUAGAGAAUCCAGCUGAACUCUUAGACACUGUGUGUCAUCUAUACCAGGGGGAGGUGCCUGAUGCCUGCAAAAGGAAUACUACUUUCCAUCAGAAGAUGAAUCUUCUUGCAGCAAACCUGCAAUGAUCUUAGGUGCAUUAAUGCAGGCCUGGUACACUACCAGUCAUGUCUAUCAGGAGGCAGUUGGUUGGGCUGAAAGGGGCUAAGUCCCCAAGAGCAGCCGAGACUUUGAUAUAUCUGGGUGCACAGAUCUUUUUGUCUCUCCCUAAUGGGUAAAGAAAUCUCACCCUUUCCAGAGUUUUCUUGAAAUAAAAACCUAUUUUGAGAAACAUGAUUGAAGAGUAAAAAAAAAAAAAACAAGGAGGAUAGAGGGCCUAGAUCCUGCCAAGCACUGACAUUCUAUGUUCCAAGGUUCUAGAUGUGACAUUGUGUUCUAAGGUCCUUCUCAGCCUUGGCAUUCUAUAAGCCAACUUCCCUUUUAGCUUGGACUAUGUCCUACAUUCUCUUCUAGCUGACUUUCUGUUCUCUGUACUUAGUAGUCUCUCCCAGGAAUGACGUUCUUGGCAGCCUUGAUAGUCAAGUUCCACAGUCUCUUCUCAGAAAUACAUCCUUAUCAGUAACAUUGAUAGUUUCCAUUCAUAUGAUACUUUACUCUUUCCAAUUGUUAACCUGAAAGUUUGGUUAAAGGAGAUAAACAGGGCUAGGUGAUAGAAAAAUUCAUAUUAUUUAUUUAUUCCCUUAAGCAUAGUGGACAUGCAUGCAUGGUGUCAGACAAAGGGUCUGACUGCCUGAACAAAGAAAUGAGAAAGCUUAUAUACAUUUUUAGAACAGUCACAAUUCAGCAUGUCUGUAUUCCUUCACUUUUAUCAUCUCCAUGUAUGUUCAACCAUGAUACUAGACAAGGAUUUUCCAAUUUUCCUUAAUGGAAUAGG
This is a messenger RNA of Trichosurus vulpecula (common brushtail), 2097 nucleotides long. RefSeq names its product gamma-interferon-inducible lysosomal thiol reductase-like. The coding region runs from base 458 to 1291 and encodes 277 amino acids. Gene Ontology annotation, cellular component: lysosome. The record is from RefSeq and is a predicted model, not a curated record. Lineage: Eukaryota; Metazoa; Chordata; Mammalia; Diprotodontia; Phalangeridae. Gene Ontology annotation, molecular function: oxidoreductase activity, acting on a sulfur group of donors, disulfide as acceptor. The transcript is spliced from 10 exons.